GAGAACUAUUGUACAAAGUAUGUAGCAAGUCCGCACUUGUGCGCUAUACGCAGCGGGUCCGUCACGACGACCCCACCUUUUGAAUAUCAUACCAUCAUUCACUGACAGCAAUCAUACAAUGAUUCAAUAUUUCUUAUUAGCCGGCCUAAAAGCGCUAGUAGCACUGACAUUCAGAGCUUCGACAAUGACCCUGUGUGGACUCUGCAAAAGAGCAGACUUUCAGUCGCUCCUUGUCGCCUGUCUUCACCAAUGCCGAGAGAGGCAGGAGGCUCAUUACGGCGGCGGGGAUGGACUCUUACCCUCGCCUGACGACUCGUUGUGGGUUAAACAAUACGACGAUAUCUUCCAGCUCAAAGAAAUGGCCAGGGGAUGCGGUCUUUGCAAGAUCAUAUUUCAGGCUUUUGAGCAAAGAGAAGACGCUAAUGUGGAAGAAGCAAGAGGUUUGCCAAUUGGCUUUCGUCCGUUUCGAAACAAGAUUGAAGUUUGUUACAAUUCGGAAGAAGGACUGAUCAAUCUAUGCGGUCUCGAUGUGUACAUGAAAGAAGCUGAUGUCAACGAGUGUUUCUGUGUUUACCAGAUCAAGGAGGACAUGUCAUCCCCAAUUCUGAAGAUGAUUGAGAAUGAUCCCAAAUCCGCAGUAUCUACUAAAGCAGUGUCCAAUUGGUUACAAAAUUGUUUAGAGAAUCAUGACUCAUGUAAUCGUUUCCCUGAAAGCCAGAACAAGCCAAAACGCUUGAUCUACGUUGGCGACGAAAGCAGAGACCCGUUUCUGGUAGACGCAGAAAACAUUAACAAGCGAAUCAAGUGGCUAUCUUUAAGCUAUUGUUGGGGAGGAGAACCUUUGGUGAAGCUUACCAAAAACACUAUGAACAUGCUUAGAAGCGGAGUACCUCUGGCAGAAUUCGACCACACGAUUCGAGACGCAAUCAUCGUGACCAGAGCUCUGGGAAUUCCGUAUAUCUGGAUAGAUUCGCUUUGUAUCAUUCAGGACUCGGGAGGAGCAGAUUGGAACGAGCAGGCUUCCAAAAUGAAUGAGAUUUAUGGGGAGUCAACAGUCACUCUCGUUGCCGCCAGCUCAGACACAGUUCAGAAGGGGUUUCUAAAAGAGCGUCCAUCACGAUAUGUCCCUAUAUCAUCGUUCAAUAUUUCAAAGACUGAAGGCACCGACACCGAUUCUUCUUUGAAGGUGUACGUAUCGUCGGAGUGGGACAAAACUGAGGAUUCCGCUGAUGGACCUUGGAGCAGCCGAGGAUGGACAAUGCAAGAAGGUUUACUACCGAAUCGACUGCUAUACUACACGUCUUCUCAAGCAAUUUGGAAAUGCUGUAAGGAGGAGAGAUUUGAGAGAGGCGUGGUGGAAAGUAUUGAAGAUAUAAUGACUUUAUCUCAUCGCUUUGCAGACGACAUGGGUGUUGCUUCCGAAUGGCUCUGGGAAUUGGAAAUAUUCACGAAGUUCAAAAAUUUCAAGGACUAUUUAACAAGAUACCCAAGCAAAUCCUUGUUAUUGGAACCGGACGUGUUUCGACUGUGGUAUGACCUGAUCGAGAAUUACUCUCCCCGAGAAUUCAAGGAUAUUGGUGAUCGCCUCGUGGCAUUGUCGGGUCUUGCUAAGGUAUUCGGCGAUACAAUAGGAUGUGAUGAAUACGUCGUUGGUCUCUGGAAACCAGAUUUGAUUCGAGGAUUGAUGUGGAACAUCGAUGGUGCAAGGCUUGUACCUCGAAGUUCCUCUAUACGUAUGCGAACUGUUAACAGUGCCAUCCCAUCUUGGAGCUGGGCUUGCGUCGGGUACGAACAUGUUGAGUUUCGUCAGAAGAGCGACAGUCGUUUUCAAGCUCUAUCACGAGUUGAGGAAAUACGGGUCGAUCUUGUUGAUCAGUGCCAACCAUUUGGCAAAGUAAGAAGUGGUAGCAUAAGCUUGACUGGCCCCUUGAAAAUACUACCAGCACUUUUCAAAACAGCGUGGAAAUCUACAGGCAAUUCGUUGUCAAAAUUAGAGCGGUAUAUCUCAGAGGUUAUCGAGGAGGAAAGCGUCGAAGGUGUUGAUUCGAGAUUCUCUUCUCCGCCCGGAGGACAUUUUGCAAUACUUCAGAUGCUCCGGCACCAGUCUACGCUGGAGUUGCUUGUGUUGGAAGCGACUGGAGAAGUCUCGGAUGGGAUCUGCAUGUAUCAUCGUGUCGGAGUACUUACGUUGCGUGACUCCCGUAGGUGGCCGGUGGCGUCGCCAGGUCUUAUCGCUCUGGGUAAAAGGACAAGAGCCUCUCUCGCUGCUCGCCUUGGCCCGAAACAUAAGCCGCCUAGGAGGUAUAGAUGCAGAGGAUUGGUUGCGGAACUAAACCAAAACCCUUGGAAUACCGAAACUAUAAGUCUAGUCUAAGUUUAGGUUACAGUGGUGCGAAAAAAAGAGAUGACGAUCAAAAUCACCCAUUACGAAUGGUUUACGCACAUAUGGAUGAUUCCACAAAGCGACGCUUCAAAUGCAACGAUUAAAGACUAUCGUGAAGUCAAUAGUGAUUCACAUUUGGUAUUUUUCUUCCUCCAGGGACGUCGCACGCAGAGCGAGUACCUACAGUACUAG
This is a messenger RNA of Truncatella angustata, 2575 nucleotides long. Its product is annotated as heterokaryon incompatibility protein-domain-containing protein. The transcript is spliced from 2 exons. The record is from RefSeq and is a predicted model, not a curated record. Lineage: Eukaryota; Fungi; Ascomycota; Sordariomycetes; Amphisphaeriales; Sporocadaceae. Bases 119 to 2374 code for a protein of 751 amino acids.